Molecule: messenger RNA, 4772 nt
Organism: Pundamilia nyererei
Lineage: Eukaryota; Metazoa; Chordata; Actinopteri; Cichliformes; Cichlidae
Gene: tbc1d23
Product: TBC1 domain family, member 23
Exons: 19
Coding region: 1-1986 (661 amino acids)
Biological process (GO): retrograde transport, endosome to Golgi; embryonic brain development
Cellular component (GO): trans-Golgi network
Source: RefSeq, a predicted model, not a curated record
AUGGCGGAUGCCGUGGAGGAAGCUCUUCGGGGCAGCUGCCUGGAGAUUGCUCUCAAUGUCUCCGGAAAAGGCGACAGCCUGGCUUCCUGGGACGGUGUCCUCGAUUUACCAGAACAGAAGCUCAUUCAUAACCGGAGUCAGCAGCUGAUCGACCAGCUGGCAGUGUCAGAGGAAGAGAGGAGUGAAAUGGUGUCCGACGUUGAGUCAGUCAUCACUUUCUACUGCAAGUCGCGUAACAUCACUUUCACCCCUGAGCUCAGCUGGCCGCACCUGCUCAAACCGCUGCUGGGGCUUCAUCUACCCCGGAGCGACCUCUACAACUGCUUCUAUGCUAUCAUGAACAAAUACAUCCCUCGGGACUGUGUGCCCAAAGGCCGACCCUUCCACCUGUACAGACUACUGCUGCAGUAUCACGAGCCAGAGCUGUGCUCGUUCUUGGACACCAAAAAGAUCACACCAGACUCCUAUGCCAUCAACUGGCUGGGUAGUCUGUUUUCAAGCCACUGCCUUCCUGAAGUUACCCAGACAUUGUGGGACUCGUACCUCCAGCAGGCGGACCCUUUUCUCAUCUUCUUUCUCAUGCUUAUCAUCCUCGUCAAUGCCAAAGAGACCAUUCUUACACAAGAGGGAGAAAGCAAAGAGGACAUUAUCAAAAAGCUGGAAGCGUCUCCCUCUCUCCUGGAGUCUGAGGACAUUGAAGACUUGUUUUCACUGGCCCAGUAUUACCAGAGCAAAACCCCUCUGUCGCUCAGAAAGAUGAAUCAGAAUCUGUUUGGUAGCAGUUUGGUGGCUCUCAAAGAGGAGGACACUGACCUCAGUCAGGCGUUGUGCCUCCCUGUGUCUGUCCCUGAAAUCCUGCAGGCAAACCAGCUGCAGCAGGAUGGGGUACGUUUCUUCGUGGUGGAUUGCCGGCCUGCAGAGCAGUACAAUGCUGGCCAUCUGUCCACAGCCUUCCACCUGGACUCAGACCUGAUGCUCCAGAACCCAUCUGAGUUUGCACUCUCUGUGAAGUCCCUCCUGGAGACACAGAAGCAGUCUUUAGAGUCUGGUUCCAUCGCCAGCGGAGAGCACCUGUGCUUCAUGGGCAGCGGGAGAGAAGAGGAAGACAUGUACAUGAACAUGGUGUUGGCACAUUUCCUGCAGAAAAACAAAGAGUAUGUCAGCAUCGCAAAAGGAGGUUUUAUGGCUCUUCAGCAGCACCUGGUAGACAUGAACGUCGAGGGGCUUGACUCCUCGUACGUCCACUGGAUCGUCAGCACAUCUGGAUCUCACAGCAGCCUCAGCUCAGCUGAUGGAGAGUCUCUGAGCGGCCCUGGAGACAGCAAAGGGGUGAAGUCCCUGGUCAACAAGAUGACAUUUGCUCUCAAGUCCAAGUCGGUCAAUGUUAAGGAGAAGAUGAUCAGCUUCAUUGAGAAUACCUCUGCCCCCGUCGACAGAAUAUCUUUCAAUCUACCCUGGCCAGAGAAGGUGAUUCCAGAUCGGCAUGUGAGCAGCAGCGACCGCGUCGGCAAACCUUACCGGGGAGUGAAGCCUGUGUUCAGUAUUGCUGAUGAAGAAGAGUACGAUACAGAUGAGAUAGACAGUUCCUCCAUAUCUGAUGAUGACCGGAAGGAGAUUGUCAACAUUCAGACCUGGAUAAACAAACCUGAUGUAAAACAUCAUAUUCCGUGUAACGAGGUGAAAGAAACGGGUCACAUGUUCCCCAGUCACUUGUUGAUCACAGCCACUCACAUGUACUGCCUGAGGGAGAUCGCCACAAGGAAGGGCUUUGCUUACAUCCAGUCCAGACAAGCGCUGAACUCAGUGGUGAAGAUCACAUCCAAAAAGAAGCACCCAGAGCUGAUCACGUUCAAGUUUGGAACCAACAAUUCAGCUGGAGUGGAGAUUUCAGCGGUUGAGAGAUAUUUGAUUCCCAAUGCGGGCGAUGCCACGAAGGUCAUCAAGCAGCAGAUCAUGAAAGUCCUGGAUGCCCUGGAGAGCUCAUAAAUGGUGGUGGUGGUGAGCUCGUUUUGGGAGAUUAAUACAAACUGUAGGAAGAGGCUCCGCCGGUGAAACCUACUCUCCCUCCUGGACAGAUCCCAGUGCAGUGUUGACUGUGAAGCCCCGUGUGUCUGUCUUUGGGACAUGUGGGCACACUGCUGACUGCAGACCUGCGAGCCAGGCUGCGAGUGUUGAAAUAUUUAGGUGCUCCGCUGUCAUCCAACCAUUAUAUUAUACUUAUUUAAAAAGAAAUAUUGGUUGUAGUGUAUGUUCUUCUCUACUGUUAGUAUAAAAUGGGAUCUCAUUACAGAGGAGCUCCACUCUGAUGAGUUCCCGCUGGCCUUAACGUAGCGUACUGACCGACCAGUGGCGAACUUCUUUCAUCCACACGUGACUGACCUUUUCUUCUCCACCUGAGCGUUUUGAUGAUGACCCAUUCUUUUGAUGUGAGCAGUAUUGAGUUUCUCGUAACAUGUUGCGUAGAUUUAACGAUCAUCUGGUCAGCAUGAGUCAGCCAGCUCGGACAUAACGAUGCACACCCCCACCCCCAGAAAAGCAGUACUGGCACAUGAAGCAGAUUUCCUACAGCAGUAACUGUUUUUGAUAACUUUACUUUUCCAGCAGGCAGCCUUAAAUAUAAACUAUUUGGCGGUUAGUUUAUAAAUAUGUAAUGUGUAUAUAUAUAUUGUGUAAACUGCUCUGUAUACAGACCUUUGCAAUGUCAUUUUGAAAGCAUAUCCUGAGAGAAUAUGCAGUGAAACUUGUAAACUUUGCCAGGUUUGAAGUUCCCCUUCUUUCUGAUUUUCUGGUUUUAUGAAAAUUGAUUAACCUCAUCUCAUAGCAAUCUGAUGUAGCUCCCAGAAAGCCUCUCUGGACUACAUUAUGAGCACCUCAGUAUUUUCUCGUCCCAGUCAGAUUCACCAUGUGAAUGACAUCCCCCGCUCCCCCGAUGAGUAAAUUAUAUCCAGAAGGCUGAAACAUUAUGGAGAAGGAAAAGAUCACACUAACGAGCUGCAGAGGUUUGAAAGGAAUGGACCUGAUAUGCUCAUUUGCAGCUCUAUUUUUAUUUUUGGAUUCAACUAGAGUAGCUUUGCAUGACUGGCAGUGCAGAAUAAUCCUUAUUUAUGUUGUCCUCCAGCUUCAGUUCAUCUGUUGUCUAAAGUUCCUCCUCUUUUAAGGCAACUUGUAUUCUGAUUGGCCCCCGAACAGCACUGAUGUGAUCUCUUUGACAUCAUACAAGUCAAAGUGUGUAACCCCGAGCCCUGAGAGCAGUCGGAAGUCUGAGCUUGGGCUUAUGGGGAUUACGUGGACAUAGCUGAUGUGAUUAUUUGAAAGUGUGGCCAUGUUUCAUAUGUUUAGUAUUCGUGUAUGACAGGAAAUAAGUAAAAGCAUAUGAAGUCCACUUUAAAGACGGUUUUCACGGUGCACAAAAAGCUGAUCUCAUUUCUGACCCACAUAAACAACUUUUCUGUCCACACAGAAUAGAAGAGCAGCACAGGUGGUUCUCAAACUGUGGUGCACAGAUCCACAGGUGAUUAUGACCGGGGGGAAACAUGGGGUUAAUCCACCGUGGAUGAGUAUGAUUUUGAAAGUACAAAAGUAGACAAGAGUUUGGUGUGGUUGUGGUGACAUUUAUUUCACUAAAAUUCAGAUUAGAUUUUUUUUUAAUUGCUAUUGAUCGUUUCAUGUUUGAGUGGCAGGCGUGCUACAAAAAGUUUGAGAACCGCUGAUGUGAAGUUAUCACGACUACACUGAUAAAUGGGCCGCUGUUGACUUCUGAUGGAUGUUUCCCACUUACAGGCCCCAGUGUUCAUCUGUGCUGUCACAGGAUUUUUCGUGCUGACUUAAUUUCCAAAGUGAUGAAAAGCUUUAAAAAAAUAGAAAUUAUUUUUACAGGGUGAAGAUUUCUGUUUCCCUGGGAAAAAGGCAACAUAAGAGGAAAAAGAAAAACGUCAUCUAUCAGCCAAAUUUCUUUGUAACAUCAGUAUCCAAUUUCAUAAUCGGUGCACCCAUAUUUAUAUAUGAAUAUAUAUCUCUGUCUGUCUCAUGUGUUAGCUAAAACCAUAUACUGUGUUAAGCAGUCUGCAGUCCAUACUGAGCAGUUUCAGUUUGCCUGCCACUGUUGCCUUCGGCCUCAUGCCUGUGACGUGCGAUAUGGGCACCAGCAGUGGCGUGAAGAUCCUCUAAAAUCGCGGUUCUGUUCGUAGCGCGGUGGCGUUUAAGGUUCGGCUGAACGGUUUUAUUUUGCAUGCUUUAACAGCUCCACAUGGGUGUCACACUAAUGUGCGAUUGGUCUGUUUCAGAAUUGCCACGCCCCCCUCGAUCGCCGUAUCUUAUUCUUUAGUCAUGAAAUCUGCUUGGACUCAUUCUUGCUUUCUUCCUGCUUAUUUAUUUGCUUUGAAGUCUAGUUGUGUGUUCAGCCUCCCACAGAGACCUCCAGUGUGACAGUUGCAGUUUAAACUUCAGCCCAGAGGACAUUGGCCCCUUUCUCAGACUGAAAAGCACAUUUAAACUAUGAGCAAAGUAGAAUUCAAGACAAAAUCUGUUCCAGACCCUCCCUCCAGUCUGAAGCAUUCCUGUGUAAUCCAUGCGUUGUUGUGCUUUUCUGAUAUUUUCCCAUUGACUGGAACAUCCUCGACUGGGAGUCUUUACAUUCUCUGUAACAUCACUGGAUCAGGCUGUCAACCACUAGUCCAGAAUGCAACAUGUCUCAAAUGUAAUUUGCACCUUACUGUACUGCUGUUAUUUUCUAAGCAUUUCUGUUUUUAAUAAAUGGAGAUUAUUUGACUGCA